Kazachstania africana CBS 2517 is the source of this 711-nucleotide messenger RNA. RefSeq names its product mitochondrial 54S ribosomal protein mL57 (gene MRPL15). The coding region runs from base 1 to 711 and encodes 236 amino acids. Lineage: Eukaryota; Fungi; Ascomycota; Saccharomycetes; Saccharomycetales; Saccharomycetaceae. The transcript has a single exon. Gene Ontology annotation, molecular function: ribonuclease III activity; structural constituent of ribosome. The record is from RefSeq and is a predicted model, not a curated record. Gene Ontology annotation, cellular component: mitochondrial large ribosomal subunit. Gene Ontology annotation, biological process: mitochondrial translation; RNA processing.
AUGCUGCAUAAUAUAAGAGAGCCUCAAUCGCUUUCUCGAUAUAUAACAUGCAUCCAAUCAUUUCAAAGGUACGGUCCAAACCAAUCUUUCCGUUGCAUAACAUACCUACAUGACAAUUCAGUUAAAGUUCGUGGUAUCAAGAAAGAUCCAGUAACGUAUUUCAAGAAUCCUCAUGGCCUCAAUUAUUCGGAUCUGCAAGAGUCUAAAUAUCACGAUAAAAUACGUGAACGUUUCCAUUUUGACAAAUUUCAUAUCAAGUUGAAUGCUAAUAUAAUCUUACAAUGUUUAACACAUAAGUCAUUUGCACAUGGGAAAGUCCCAUAUAAUGAAAAAUUGAAUCUUUUGGGCUCACAAUUUUUAAAAUUUCGUAGUUCAAUUUACACUUUGAACCAAACAAAAUCAUUUAAUAGCUUAGGCUCCAAAGAUUCAAGAAAUAUGAUACAUAGAGAUACUUUAAGUCAGGUAAUUAAAGAUUUGGGGCUUAGACCCAUGGUUUUUUGGAAAAAGAGAGAUCCUGUGAGAGGUGCCACAUAUAACGGUGAAGCUACUAUACUCUCAACAGUAUUAAACUCCCUGGUAGGAGCUAUACUGAUUAUAAACGGAGAAACAAAGGCUACUAAAUUUGUUGACGAACUCCUCCUCAAUAAGAACAGUAAACAUUCAUUAAUCAAUGCCACCAAAGAUAAAAUCAUCGAAGAAGAAGAUAAAUAA